Molecule: messenger RNA, 1023 nt
Organism: Penaeus indicus
Lineage: Eukaryota; Metazoa; Arthropoda; Malacostraca; Decapoda; Penaeidae
Product: pupal cuticle protein 36-like
Exons: 2
Coding region: 18-887 (289 amino acids)
Source: RefSeq, a predicted model, not a curated record
GAAAGCAUUACUUCACCAUGAAGCUCUUGGUUGUAAUCGCAACAGUUGUGGUUACGUCAUCAGCGGUUCCUCAGGGUUAUAACCUGGGUAGCCCAGGACCAGGUUUUGGAUUUGGAGGUUCAGGUUUUGGAGGAGGUUCAAGUUCAGGUUUUGGAGCAGGUUUAGGCUCAGGUUUUGGAGGAAGUUCGGGCUCUGGUUUUGGAGGAGGUUUAGGCUUCUCGGGAAGAUGUGGCCCCGGACAGGUAUCACAUGUUGGCAGAUGUGUCAGCCCAAUUGUCACCCGAAAAGUCUACCUGUACGACGCACCACCUGCGCCACCAGUUCCCCAUGGUCCUCCACCUUACAUUCCUGAGCCAACCAUUGAUACAAACAUUGUGUUCAUCCAAACACCUGAACAAGGUCCAGGACCAGAACCCAUCGUCAUACCUCCACCACAAACGCGAAGCGUCGUCUAUGUCCUUAACAGACAGAGGCCAGAACAACCGGAGGUGAUCGAAGUCCCAGCACCUCCAGCAACUAGCCCUGAAGUUUUCUUCGUGAACUACGCUGACGGUGAGAACCCAGUUCUUCCGAGCGGUGUCGAUCUACAGACUGCCUUGAAUGCUGCUUCCCAAGGAGGUGGUCAAGUGAUUGGAGGAGGUGCCGGCGGUGGUUUCGGAGGCAGCGCUGGAGGUUUCGGAGCGGGAGCUGGAGUUAUCACAGGUGGCGCUGGAGGUUUCGGAGGCGGUGCAGGGGGUUUCGGAGGCGGCGCUGGAGGUUUCGGAGGCGGUGCAGGAGGUUUCGGAGGCGGCGCUGGAGAUAGUGGUAGUUUCGGAGGAAGUGGCGGAGGAUUCAGCGGAGUCACCGGUUCCGUUUCAUCACCAUCGAGUCUUUAUACAGCACCAUAACUUUCCCCCUUCCAGAUAGUCACAUUCUGAUGUUGUUGUUGUUGUUUUUAAUGGGACAUAAAUAAAAAACAUAUCAUUGUUAUAGAAUAGCAAAUCAAUCAACUUUGUACAGUAUAUUCUUGUAAUAAAAAAGAAA